This is a messenger RNA of Striga asiatica, 1173 nucleotides long. Lineage: Eukaryota; Viridiplantae; Streptophyta; Magnoliopsida; Lamiales; Orobanchaceae. The record is from the annotation of a GenBank genome assembly.
AUUUGUCAAACGUACUCCCAAAAUUUCAAUAUUUCCCCUCUCUCUGACCCAAUAUAAACCCCUACCAAAUAACAACUUCAAUUAAUUCCGUCUCUUUAUAUACUCUUCCCAUUAUUAACAAUCCUUUGCAACCGAAAUAAACCCAAAAAGGACCAAUCACAUAAAACUUUCUAUAUUUUAGCCUUUGCAGUUUGCUCCCUAGAAAGGAAAAAGAAUAUAAAUUAAGAUAAAAGCGGAAGCACAAAAUCCGAGUAAAAAAUGGGAAACAGUUUGGGAGGGAAAAAGAGUGCGAAAGUGAUGAAAAUCAGCGGCGAAACUCAAAAAGUGAAGACCCCAGUUCGGGCCGGGUCGAUCCUUGACACGUGUCCGGGUCACGUCCUGUUGGAGUCGGAGGCGGUUAAACAUCACGGCUUGCGAGCCAAGCCGCUUGAGCCGCAGCAGGAGCUGAAGCCGGGUGGGGUAUAUUUCCUGGUCCAAAUCCCAAAGGAUGAUGAGAACCGGAUAGGCGCGAGGAGGGUCAGAUCUGGGAUUCAGAUGAGCGCCAAGGACCGGCUCGAGAGCCUCAUGCUGUCGCGCCGAUCGGCCUCGGAUCUGUCCAACGUGGCGGCAGCGGCGGUCUCGGCGGCAGAUCUGGAGGAGAACGGCGGGGUAAGAGUGAGGAUGCGGCUGCCCAAGGCGGAGGUCGAGAGGCUGAUGGCGGAGAGCAAGGACGGGGCUGACGUGGCAGAGAAAAUCGCCAGAUUUUACAUGGCCGCGAAAGGCGGCGCCGAUGGAGUUGGUGGUGACGUCAGAAGGCUCGUCAAAUCUACUCGGGAGAGGAGAGUUGGAUUCAUGCCGGUAAGCGAUAGAGAGAUCCACCACUACCUUACAACUGCCUCAUAGCUUCCCCACAAAGUUGAAACGAAAUGCUUUGAAAUGGGGCCAAAGUUUGUAGUUGUUAGACGGUUUUUUCUUCAAAUUUGCAGCGGAAGUUCAGGUUCUCAGUGUCAGAUAGAAUACAUUCCGUUAUUUUUGUAUGUGUAAAGUUUCAGUGUUAGAUGCUGGGAAUAAGAGUUUCUUGGAGUAAUUAGAUGAAUUGUGAGAUCGAUGCUCACAUGUUUUGCUGUUAAUGGGAAUUUUUAUUCCACUAACUCAUAUAUUAAUUGUUCUUGAUAAUUUUCUUUUGUAUCCUGU